AGGAACGGAAAAUGGCGGAUCUCGAAGACGUUACCCUGGACGGGAGACCGCUCCAGUCCCUUCGAGUUGCGGACUUAAAGGCUGCCCUUGAGGAAAGAGGACUGUCAAAAAGCGGGCAGAAGAAUGCUCUUAUUAAAAGGCUCAAAGGGGCUCUCAUGCUGGAGAACCUGCAGAGGACCUCCACCGCUCACAUUGGGCUGCAGCCAAAUUCACAGAUUGGUGAGGAAAUGAGCCAGAACAGCUUCAUCAAGCAGUAUCUGGCUAAACAACAGGAGCUCCUGAGGCAGCGUCUGGAGAGAGAGGCUCGUGAAGCGUAUGAAACAAAUGACCAAGACGAGGACCACACAGAAGUCAACAACAGUAUGAUGUGCCCAUCUCAAGCCCAGGGCGUUACACCAGCACUGGGUGAGCAGCAUAAGCCCCCUGGCCCUUCUGGCGGAGAGGGAAUGUUCGGUGCAAAUGCGGGACAACUUCACAGGAACCAGGAUAGUGAAAUGUCUGCUUCUGGUUCAAUGCGUGUUCCUGGUGGUGCGCAGCGACUAGAGAGGGGCUCUGCAUCCAAUGAAGUUGAUGACGACAGCGAUGAGGAGGAUAGCGAGGAUGCUGAAGAUGACGGUGAUGACGAUGACGAUUGGGACAGCGGUGCUCGGAGGAGAAACACCAGAGAGCCAGCCAGAGUGCCAACAACAAGAGAGAGGUCUGGUGCUUCCUGUCAGCCCCAGCAGCAGCAACAGCACAUGCCUUCCCUUUUGUCCCCACAACUCCGCCAGCCUACACCUCCUCCCUCCCCACCUCCAGAGCUGUCGUUUCCCUUACCUGAUACCCCUAAGCAGAGCCCCCCUAGUCCAGAUGUAGCCCAACCUCAGCGUUCACCAAGUUCCUCUAGCUCUGGUUCCUCCAGCAGUGGCAGCCGCAGUAGCAGCCCAGAGCCACAGAGGAGUGGACACGCCGAGCGCAAGCCUGGCCCACUGACCCUUCUGGCCAGAAAGAUGGCAUCAGAAGGGGCUUUCUCAGGAGCAGGUUGGCACAGUGGCGCUGGGGGAGGCGAUGGGCAGGACAGCACUUCACCUUUGGCCACAUCGUUUCCUGUUAGAGGGUCUCUGGAGGGUUCGGUAUCAGCCAUCAGUCACACAACCAACACUGCAGGCCAUGCGCCACCAUUUCCCAUGAUUCCAGGCACCAACCAGGGUGUCUCAGGAGCACAUCCAACCCACGUUCAAGUAUCUGUGAGUGCACUAAAAGCCUCUGCUACAGAAGAGAGGGACAGAGAGAGGGACUCUGAGAUAGAGAGAGAAAAAGCUCUUGAGCUCGAGAGGCAGAGAAAACUUGAACAAGAACGAGCAAUGGAGGAAGAGCGCCAAAGAGCUCUUGCUCGGGAAAGAGAGGAGAGAGAGAGGGCUUUGGAGAAAGAGAGAAUUGAACGCCAGCAGGCCUUAGAGAGAGAGGAACGAGAGAGGGCUUUGCAGCGGGAGAGGGAGCUCGCUCUAGAACGAGAGAGGCAGGAAAGAGAACGAGCUUUGGCUAAAGAGAGGGAAGAGCGUGAGCGAACCCUGGAGCUUGAGAGGCAGAAGGAGCUCGAAAGACAGAGGGCUCUGGAGCUUGAGAGGCAGAAAGAGCUUGAAAGACAGAGGGCCUUGGAGCUUGAGAAACAGAAAGAACUAGAACGGCAAAGAGCUCUGGAGCUUGAGAGACAGAAGGAGCUGGAAAGACAGAGGGCCUUAGAACAGGAGCGUCUGCAGAGAGAAAAAGAGGAGCAGGAGAAAGUGAUGGAGCAGGAAAGGAAAGAGCGAGAGAGAAUUGAGAAAGAGAAAGCCUUGGAACGAGAGAGGAUAGAAAGAGAAAAGGCUCUUGAGAAGGAAAGAUUGGAGAGGGAGAGAGCCCUGGAACAAGAGAGGUUAGAGCUUGAGAGGAAGGAGAAGGAGAGAAUAGAAAGAGAGAAAGCACUUGAGCAAGAGAGGAUAGAGCGGGAGAAAGCCUUGGAAAGAGAGAGGUUGGAGAGGGAGGCAGCUCUGGAAAAGGAGAGGAAGGAGAGGGAAGCAGCUUUGGAAAAGGAGAAGAAGGAGAGGGAGGCAGCUCUGGAAAAGGAGAGGCUGGAGAGGGAGGCUGCUCUGGAAAAGGAGAGACUGGCGAAGGAGGCUGCUCUGGAAAAGGAGAAAGCUGAGAAGGAGAGGCUGGAGAGGGAGAAAGCUGAGAAGGAGAGGCUGGAGAGGGAGAAAGCCGAGAAGGAGAGGCUGGAGAGGGAGAAAGCUGAGAAGGAGAGGCUGGAGAGGGAGAAAGCCGAGAAGGAGAGAAAAGAGAAGCUGGAGAGGGAAAAAACCUUAGAACAAGAGAAACUUGAAAGGGAGAGAGCCUUGGAGAAAGAGAGGAAGGAGAAGGAGCUAGAGAAAGAGAAAGCCCUUGAACAGGAAAGAAUAGAGAGAGAAAAAGCCAUGCAGAAAGAAAAGGAGGAACAGGAGAGAGCUCUGGAGAAGGAGAAAGAGCGAUCUAGGAUGGCUGAAAAGGAGAGGGAGAGUCACCUCCCUCCAUUCAAACGUGGCCGGGAGAUUGGUCUCACAUCCACUGCUCCCCCCCUCUCCACAGGACCAGGUAGAAAUGCAUCCACAGAGGCAGCAGAACAGGAAGAUGUCAGCGCUCCUGUGUCCAGGAGUGAAGCAGCAGAAUCUGGUGCAGCCAUGUCAGCAACUCCUCUGUCACCUCAGUCCUCGUUCAAGAAGUUCCGGUUCUUUAGAGACUCCCCAAUUCAGCCCCAAACUUCUUCCAUUUUCAUUAAGCGGCCUAGAAACUUCUCUGAUACUCCCCAGCCUUGGGCCUCACCUGUCCCUGCUAAUGUUGCGGAGCAAGGACACAAACCCUCCACUGAACAGGAGGAACCCCAGAUGCAGACAAAACCAGAGAAAUCUAUGGAGACCCAGCCUGAAAAGGAGACCACAGUGGGUACCAAACCUGUCCAAAGUCCAAAAAAAGAAGAGACAGCAAACCUCUUACCAAAGGACAGCCACAAAGCGAAUUCAGAAAAAACUCAACACACUGAUAUGGAAUCCACUCAAAAAGAAAAAGAGGUUGAUGAAAGGAGUCCUGCAGGCCCAGUAGACGAUUCACAGCGCAGGGGCAGAGAUGCAAAGAAAGAGGAUAAAAAACAAAGAAAACGUUCAUCAUCGAAUGAUUCGUCUUCCUCAGACUCAGAUUCUGGGUCAUCAUCCUCUCGAUCCUCUAGCUCAUCAUCAUCAUCUCAAGAGAAAACUCCCUCCUCAAGAGAUAGAAGGGAAGGCAAGUCUGAAAGAGAAUCCUCACUACAGCAGAGGGUGACACUAGAGGCUCGGGAUAAAGAUUCAAAGGAAGCUCCAAAAGCAUCCCCUCAGAAAUCGGUCGAGAAGAGUGACACAACUGCUGAUGAAGACAGACAAGCCAAGAAAAAGUUCAAUGAAGCACUGUCCAGAGAGGAGCUGCAGAGGAACAGGAAGGACAGCAAAGAAGAAGAGGGAAAGGACAAGCACAGGCAGGAAAAGGAGACUGCCAUGGCAGAGCCAGAGAAGCUCCCAGAGACCAGCGAGGAGACGCCGAAGGCCUUCUCAGCUCGUAAGAUCUCUCUUAGCAGCAGUAAAUCUUCACCAGGUUCUGGAGGAACAGAAGGCGAGCAGGAGUCUGGGGCCGUGGCCGGCCGUAAGAGGAGAUGGGGCUCCAGCACAGCAGUCACGGCUAAGAAGCCUUCAAUCAGCAUCACAACAGAUUCACUAAAGUCUCUGAUCCCAGACAUUAGGCCAUGUCUCGGCCAGGAGGCAAUUGUGGACCUGCAUCCUGAAGAGGCUGUCCUGUCUGGGGCUGAGGAUGAGGAGAGGGAGCGCUCUGACCAGGACCUUCAGAUUCGACGCACUGUCACACAGGUGGUGCACUCGGAGAGCCAGGAGAAUGGACAGAAAGAGGCAAAGAGGAGCAGAUGUGAGGAGUUUGAGGAGGACGACUUACAGGGCGACAGAGACAAGAUGGGGGAGUUUGAGGAGAAGAUUGACACCUCAUUUUCUGGAGCCAUGGAAACGCAUUCUCCACUUCAUACAAGCCAUGAUGAAGAAAUCAACACUGUGACACCCAGCGACACCCUCAUUCGUCGCUCCAUCAGCCAGCAGAAAACUGGAGUUUCUAUCACGAUUGAUGACCCUGUGCGCACAGCCCGACAGCCCUCACCACCUCGAGGGAAAGUCUCUUGCAUCGUUCAUAUCAGCAACCUGGUGAGGCCGUUCACUCUUGGCCAGCUCAAAGAAUUGCUCAGCAGAACUGGCACCCUGGUGGAGGAGGGUUUCUGGAUUGACAAAAUAAAGUCUCACUGCUACGUCACUUACUGCAGCUCCGAAGAGGCAGUCGCCACACGGGCAGCUCUUCAUGGAGUGAAAUGGCCUCAGAGCAACCCUAAAGUCCUCAGUGUAGACUUCUGCCAGCAGGAUGAGCUGGACUUCCACAAAGGCUUGGCAGACAGACCAGGAGCAGAAGAUUCUGGCCGUAACCGAGCUUCGGGCCUGCCCUCUCUCCUCACAGAGCGAGAACAGUGGGCAGAGCGGGAGCGUGAGAUGGAGCGCCGGGAGAGGGCUCGAGCAGAGCGGGAGUGGGACCGGGACAAGGUCAGAGAAUUUGGAAAAACCGGAGACGAGAAGGAAGGAGGUGCCAGGAGGUCACGCUCCAGAGAGAGACGACGCAAAGAGAGGGGGAAGAGCAAGGAGAAGAAAACUGAGAAGAAAGAGAAAGCAGCUGAAGAUCCUCCUGCAAAGCUUCUUGAUGAUCUAUUCCGUAAAACUAAAGCUGCUCCCUGCAUAUACUGGCUUCCACUGACAGAGGAACAGUAUGUUCAGCGGGAGGCUGCAAGAGCAGAAAGGAUAAAGGAGCGCCAGAAACGGUGGAAGGAGUUGGAAGAGGAGGAAGGGAAAAAAAGGGAAGAGGAGGAGCGCAAGGAGAGGACCAAGCCUGCAGCCGGGACAGCAGGAGAGCGCAGUGAGGGUGAGAAAGACAAGGACAGAGACAGAGACCGAGAGAGGGACAGAGACAGAGACAGAGACCGAGGUAGAGACAGAGACAGAGACAGGGAACGGGAAAGGGAGAGGGAAAGGGAGAGGGAGAGGGAAAACGACAAACGCAGGGAUGGCUACCGUAGACCGGGGGGCAGUGCGACAGGUGGGAGCCGACGCUCACGCAGCCGCAGCGACCCACGAGAAAGGCGGCGUUAACAGCCUACCAACAGAUGGAACUGUCCUAGAGACUACCCUCUCCCAUUUGCCUUUCACUACAUGUACUUUGUUACAACUAAGACCCAACAGAGGACCAACUGAUGUCGUCACCAUCUCUCAGAUCAUCACCUUUUUUAAAGCACAUCUACACCUACACAGUCAUGCUUAAAGGGGACCAUGAUUCUUUGCAGUGUUGCUCCCCAGAGUGCUGUACGUUUUGCUUCUGUCCAGGUUUGAUAUUUCUUUAUACGUUUGCCUCUUUGUUUCUUUUUCUUUGGGUUUGUCCUGACGGCAUAGCAGUACGGCACGCUGGGUAAUUUUGAUAAUUUCCCCGUGUUCCCCAUUUUCCACAAAGUGUAGGUGCCAAUUUUAAUUUGCAUCACUUGUUGUUGCCUCAGUGUUUUAACGGCUCUCCAUUUGGAUGAGGAAUCCUUCUGUUGCUGCUUGUAGUCCAAGGCUCUUCUUGCCAGUCCUGCCUAAAGAGAAAACUAUGCCCUAUUUGCAGAGGGGUGCUUCAAAAAAAAAUAAUGGAAAGGUUUGUUUGGCCUUUUGUACAGACAUGUAAGAUUACUCGAAAUCAAGUCUUUAAAUGAGGCAGCUCUGGGGUAUUUUUGGACAGAUGUGGAAUAACUACUAAGGAAAUGCAGUGUUUCUCUCUCCCUCUUUUUAAUUAAGAGAUGAGAUAAAUCUCUGAGGGGGGAGAAUCUUUGUCACACUUGACACAAGCUAUGAUUAUGUCCUAAUCAUUGAUUCUCUUCUUCCUUGCUCAUCCUCUUCCUCCUGUUCUCUUACCCUGUAGUAUCAGUACAGGCCCAAGGGGGGGAAGUUGUCAAGAGUUUUCUCAACAAUGGUUUUAAUAUUGUUUUUUAAUCAUUAUUUUAUCAUUUUAGUACGGAGGUUUGUUUUUGUUUUUUAAUUUCUUCUUUGAGUACGCCUAUCAGUGGUGAAUGUACAAAUAAUAAAAAG
This is a messenger RNA of Cheilinus undulatus (humphead wrasse), 6176 nucleotides long. It is a transcript of the gene acin1a, whose product is annotated as apoptotic chromatin condensation inducer 1a. Gene Ontology annotation, molecular function: nucleic acid binding. Lineage: Eukaryota; Metazoa; Chordata; Actinopteri; Labriformes; Labridae. The record is from RefSeq and is a predicted model, not a curated record. The transcript has 19 exons. Bases 12 to 5210 code for a protein of 1732 amino acids.